AUGCAUAAGCUGACUCAGCUUCUGAGGUACCGCAAAACCGAAGACGAACUUGUGGAAAGUCCGUCAGUUGACCUGACGUUAAGUUUCUCUGCCGGUGGAUGGCUUCAGAUGUAUCAUUUUGGCGGAGCUCAGGCAAUUGUCGACAGCGGGUUGCUGGAGAAGCUGGCUGCAGAGGGGAAACGUGUUAGGUUCUGUGGAUGCAGUGCCGGAUCGCUAGCGGCAACGAUGCUCGUGUCAAAGAUGCAUUGCUUUGAAAAGGUCCGAGAGCGGGUCAUCAUGUACGGCGAGCACUACAGGUCUUCAUGGAUAUACCUUUUUUGUAUGAUCAAUUAUCUGAAGGAUUCGUUGGAUAUGUUUGGAAAACACAUGAGGGAUCUGGAAAAUAAUCCCGAGCUAAAUGGAAAGUUGAACGAUGGGUCGCUAGAGAUUUAUGUCACUAAACUCCCCUAUAUAAAAGGGAAGGUGAUAACUACCUUUAAAAACUACGAUGAGAUCGUGGAAAGCAUGCUCGCAUCUUGCUGCUUGGCGCCACUAGUGGGCAUGCCGUUCAAACUGAGGAGUACCGGCGAGUGGGUGUGUGACGGCGCCCUCACAACAGUAACGCCCCGCAUGGGCGAGCCCAGCACCAUCACCGUGUCACCCUUUUACUACAGUUCAGCAACCAUACACCCUACCGUUUUUGUCCCUGUGUGGUGGGGACUUUGCCCUCCAGCUGAGGCAACUCACCGCGAUCUCUUUACAUUGGGAUAUAAUGACAUGCUUAAAGGACUAAUGGCUUGUGGGCACGUCUCAAAGGAGGUGGGCGAACCGCUGCUAAAACCAGAUGUGAGUGGUACCUUCAAAGAUAUGAAACGAAUCGGGAUCUUUCACCAUUGGGCGGGUCGACCUCUUCUGCUGUUUGUGCGCCUUGUGGUUUGUUUUUUCAUAUACUUUGAACUAUGCCUUGCGUGCAUGGCUUGUAUUAUGCGUUCCCUGCUACGUGUUGACCGCGAGCCGCUUCGCAAUAUGCGGGCCAAUGUGGUAAACAUGUUGACAUUCAGGACGCUUCGCCGCCUUUUGUUCAACCAAGAUGUGCAAGGGAGCGAUCAGCACCUCGAGAGGACCUCGUGCAUAUUCCGGGUCUUCAGACCAAUUGUAUUGUAA
Molecule: messenger RNA, 1143 nt
Organism: Trypanosoma brucei brucei TREU927
Lineage: Eukaryota; Euglenozoa; Kinetoplastea; Trypanosomatida; Trypanosomatidae
Exons: 1
Coding region: 1-1143 (380 amino acids)
Biological process (GO): triglyceride catabolic process; lipid homeostasis
Cellular component (GO): membrane; cytoplasm; lipid droplet
Molecular function (GO): triacylglycerol lipase activity
Source: RefSeq, a predicted model, not a curated record